Messenger RNA from Teleopsis dalmanni, 1662 nucleotides. RefSeq lists its product as uncharacterized. The transcript has 2 exons. The record is from RefSeq and is a predicted model, not a curated record. Lineage: Eukaryota; Metazoa; Arthropoda; Insecta; Diptera; Diopsidae. The coding region runs from base 695 to 1549 and encodes 284 amino acids.
UUAAGAUUCUUUCAGUCAGUGUCUUUAUUUUGCGAAGCAAUUUAAUUAAAAUGUCAUUAGCCCACAUUGCGAAGCAAAUUUAAUCAUAAUAAUAAUAUCAAUUACGAAACGUAGCACACAAAAAAUAAACACAGUGAAAUUAUUGGAAACGUGACUCAAAUAUGAAAUCGCACUUCCCAAAGUUUAUGUGACCAAAAAAGAUCAGCACGUGCUGCACAGUGUAAACGACCGCGUUUUUAAGGUGACCAUCGUAGAGAAGCAGCUUUUUCGUUGGUCGUAAACCAAUUUAAUGCUGUGAUGACGAUGUGUAAUGUACUUGUAUUAUGCGAUUAGGUACAUCCCCUUGGCAACUAUUUUAAUAGCAAUACAUCCAUAAACCCGCACGAGUGUAUGUGGAUGUACAUAGACUUCUGUUCGGCUUACUUGGCAGUUUUACAUUUCCGGAUAUCGAUGCUGCUCACAAACACGGAAAAUGUACGUAAAUAAAGCGAAACCAAAAUUAUGUAGAAGCUUCUACAUACUAUCAGGGUCAAUUUGUGACAAAAUAUUAUGAUGAGCUGACAUAAUGCAAGCAGCAAACAAUAUAAAUAAGACGAUAAAAAUUCAAUUAAAUCAGUUCGAGUUAAAUAUAUAAAACGUUAAGUAGCAAAUAGUGUGGAUAGUAAAAAUAAAAAUCUAUCAAAAAUCAUAAAAUAUGACAACAAAAGGUUUAAUAACCAAAGUUUUAUUAUCCUGCCUGUUAUUUUCUUAUACUCAGGCACGCGUAUUACGUAUCGAUGCUGGCUCUAAUGUAUCUGUGCAAAAAUCACAAUCAAUAACAACAUUAGAAGCCACCACAAUAUCAACAGAUAUCGAACAAGAAGAUUUCACAACAAAGGCACCAGAAAACGCUGAGGAAACCACAAUUACAGCGUUAAGUAGAGAUGAAGAUGCCAGUAUUAAAAUUACAGCUGCUGAAUUAGACCCAGCACCAGGUACUGUGGAAGGCAUUGAAAUAGAAUUAUUCGAUGAGAUUGAAGAAGAAAAUGAAGACAAUUCUAAACUAAGGAAAUCGGAAAAAUUAUUACUUCUUAGUGCACCCAAACUACAUGAGCAACCAAAAGAAGAAGAAGAAGAAAAUGUAGAAGAAUCCGAAGAAAUCAUAGCUGAUGCCACAACGGAAACAACAACCGAAACUACCACUAGCACCAUUGCAGCUGAAGAAGUGACGACAGUUGUACCAGUGACAAAAUUACAUGCAAUCAACGAAACAUCACCAAAUCAAACAGAAGCUAAAAAUGUUGAAAAUCCAGCAGUUGCCAAAAAGGUGGAUGAUACACCUGUCAUACCAGCGGUUCAACCUGCUGAACCAAAAAACAGUAAUGCUGCAUCAGCUGUGUUAAUUGAAACUGAAUCCGAUUAUGUGCUUGUUGAUUCCGAUUUCGAGGAAUUUGGCACAUUCGCGCAUGUUGACAGCGACUUGCAUUUGCAGCCAAUUGUGCAGUCAGUGGAAAUCGUUCCCACAAGCGUUGAUGAUCCCUUAAUUAUUAGUUACGUCCAUAGUUGGUGAUAAACCAAACGUUGUUUCUUCCAUUCAUUAAAGGUUUUUAUGGAUAAGUUUUGUUGGAAUGCAGUAUUUUUUAUUUUUAUACGAUAACUCAUUAAGUUUGUUACCCACGAAUA